UAAGUGUCAGGUACAAUUUAUUCUUUUUUAUUUCACUUAACAUAUUGAGCAAUCAAAUAAAACAUGUCGUAAAAUCGAUUUUGUUUUCGCCAAUCACUGCAAAUAGUUGAUGUGCAUAUUAACAUUUCUAAAAAAAGCCGAGCUUUAAGUCUUGAAAAUAUUGUUCUUAAUGUGAAAUUACAGGUUAAUAAAAAAAAGUUCAAGCGUUUACAAGACGUGAUAGAUCUAAAUGAAAUUAGCUUCGAAUUUUAAAUUAAAAAGAAGAGCAAAAAAAAUAUUGGAUACAUGAAAUACAACGUUUUACAAAUAAUUUUAGAAGCAAGGAAAUAAUGACGGAAUAUAAACAAGAUGAUGGCGAUGGUCACAGUAUAACCUACCUGGAUACCGACGGUUAUACAACUUGUACAUUUGGUGCAUCAAUAGAAACUUCAAAGAGAAUAAGAGAAAUGGCAAACUUCAAAUGUAGACCAGAUGAUGUUUUUAUAUGCGCUCCUGCAAAGUCAGGGACGCACUGGACAUGGGAAAUUAUUUCCAUGAUGAUUGCAGGGAAAGCCGAGACUAUCAAAAGAAGCAAAAUUGAGAAUAUGCUGGAGGCAUUUCCUUGGGAAGUAAUGGAAAAUUUGCCUUCCCCUCGGGUGUUAAACACUCAUGUACAUUACAGUCGCUUACCAAAAGAGGCCAAAGAACUCGGUUGUAAAUUGAUAUAUGUGCUUCGUAAUCCAAAAGAUGUGGCUGUAUCCCUAUAUAAUCAUAACAGGGGCAUACCUUUGUAUGAAUACGAUGGUAAAUGGGAAUACUUUCUACCAUUAUUCUUACAAGGAAAAA
Ruditapes philippinarum (Manila clam) is the source of this 825-nucleotide messenger RNA. Its product is annotated as sulfotransferase 1B1-like. Gene Ontology annotation, cellular component: cytoplasm. The annotation marks the transcript as partial. The transcript has 3 exons. The record is from RefSeq and is a predicted model, not a curated record. Gene Ontology annotation, molecular function: sulfotransferase activity. NCBI's taxonomy places the organism in Eukaryota, Metazoa, Mollusca, Bivalvia, Venerida, Veneridae. Gene Ontology annotation, biological process: sulfation.